Pneumocystis carinii B80 is the source of this 1931-nucleotide messenger RNA. RefSeq lists its product as hypothetical. The transcript has 8 exons. The record is from RefSeq and is a predicted model, not a curated record. Gene Ontology annotation, biological process: ubiquitin-dependent protein catabolic process; protein ubiquitination. Bases 47 to 1885 code for a protein of 612 amino acids. NCBI's taxonomy places the organism in Eukaryota, Fungi, Ascomycota, Pneumocystomycetes, Pneumocystales, Pneumocystaceae. Gene Ontology annotation, molecular function: ubiquitin protein ligase activity.
GAUACAGCUUAUUUGCACUGAAAUUGUCUCGGAUGGACCGGUUUGAAUGGUUCAAGCAUUUGGUAUUGCUUAUUUAUCAGCUUCAACGAUGAUUUUCCGACGAUUACCUAAUUACUUUCAUUAUGGUGGAGAACGUCUUAUUGAAUCGAAUAUUCGUAGUAAAUUUGAGGUAUGGAUCGGGAUAUGGGCAUCGCCGUUUAUAUUUCUUGCAUUUAUUAUGGCUAUUAUCUUGAAUCGAUGUAUUGUUUAUGCAUCGGUGAGAAGACCGGUUCAUUUAAAUUUUUGGAAACGCCUGGUAUUGCGUUUGAUGCCGAUUAUUUUACUUUUUAAGACGUCAUGGAUGUUACUUUCAUAUAUUAAGUUUAAAAAUGAUCCAAUUGCAAGAUAUUUUCCUAGUUUUAUUAAGCCGUAUGAGGCCCCGUAUAUUCUUUGGUCGACAUAUAAGAUUAUAUGUUUUACGACAUUUAUGAAUACAUUUAUAGCGUCAUUGCAGAUGCGUCUUCCUUUAAAUGAUCAUGGGAUGACUAUUUUCGAAUAUGCCGUAUCUUUUACUGAACUUAAUUUUUCUACGCCAUCAACGGAAAUGAUUGUUAUUACUUUUCUAUCUGUCUUUGGAAUUUUAUUGUCGCAAUUUUUAUGUCUUUUUAAUAUUGAGCGUUUUAAAUUAAUUUCAUCAACUAUCAUUGGUUGCAGUUUCUUGUCAUACUUUUCAUGGAGUAUUUAUAACGGCCGAGGUUUACAUUUUUCUACAACGGUUUGUGUCUCAUUCAUACCUCAUUUAAUUACUAUCUUUGUCAUUAUUAUCUCUUUGAUGAUAUCUUUGCUAGUACGAUUGAUUGUUAAUCAUUCAUCUAAUUUAAGAACUGAUAUUUUCAAUGGAACGAUUUUUGUUGGAAAUAAUCUUGGUCUUGAUAUGAGUGAUGAUUUUUUUGGCCUUCUUUUGAAAUUUGGGAUGUUGGCACUUACUUCAGCACAAGAAGCUGUUUUCCUUAAUGAGGCAGAAGAAAUUAAACUCGUAGAAAAAACUUGGAUAGAAGAAUCAGAUGAAUAUUUAAAGUUAAUAAAUACUAAUGGAUUUUCGAAAGAAAGGAAGAAUAUUGAGUGUAAGAAUGGGAAACAAAGAGAUGCUAACAGAUAUCGUGUUUCCACAUGGAAACCUACUAUAAUGCUUUUGACAAAAACUAUUCAAACCGUAAAAGCAUUGAUUUUGUGGAUUAUAAUUGUCUUGAAAAAAGGAAAGACGCAUCUUUAUGAAGAACAUGUUCAAGAUAAUCAGGAUGUUAAUUCUCUUUAUAAUAGAUUUAUUCAAGGAUAUGAUAUGUUAGAAGAAGAAAGUGAUGAUUCGGAUUUUAUACCAUCAUUAUCGAUUUAUAGCAAUGAUGAUAAUGAGGAUUGGAAAAAUAAUGAAAGUAUAGAAGCAAAUUUGCAUGAGAGCUCUAGCGACGAUAACGAUAACUAUGCAGAAAGAUCAUUUUCUGAGUUGUUUCCGAAUUUGAGAAGUUUGGCUCCUUUUAUUUCUCCGGAUCAUGAAGAAUCUCGUAUUCUCCAGUCACAUAUGUCAUCACAUACUGUAGUUACAAGAUCAAAAUAUCGUGAAAUUUUAUGUUCAAGUUAUGGAUCGGAUGAUAUAAAAAGGCUUUUAGAAACAAUAAAAGAGCGUAGACAGUCAAUUAGUAAGCUUGGUAAUAAUUUUGGAGAUGAAAACAUGGUUCAAAUAAGGAGGUGUGUAAUAUGCUGUUCUAGUAUGAGAAAUAUUGUUUUAUGGCCAUGUCGUUGUUUGGCUUUGUGUGACGAUUGCAGGAAAACAUUAGCAAUGCGUAAUUUUAAAGAAUGUCCUUGUUGCAGACAAUCAGUAAUAAGUUAUAGUAGGAUUUGGAUUCCAUAAAAUUAUACUAAAACAUCAAUUUAUUGUCUAAUAUUACAUAUUAGUU